Molecule: messenger RNA, 1779 nt
Organism: Lepidothrix coronata (blue-crowned manakin)
Lineage: Eukaryota; Metazoa; Chordata; Aves; Passeriformes; Pipridae
Product: hematopoietic lineage cell-specific protein-like
Exons: 15
Coding region: 286-1779 (497 amino acids)
Biological process (GO): regulation of actin filament polymerization
Cellular component (GO): cortical actin cytoskeleton; plasma membrane; site of polarized growth
Molecular function (GO): actin filament binding
Source: RefSeq, a predicted model, not a curated record
UUGAACACAAGGUGUACUGGGACCUGAUGGGAUCCUCUGUGCCGAUGGGGAAGCGCUGGCUAUGUGCUGUGUCAGCAUCUCGGAGCACAGGCAGCAAGUGAGGGAACUGCAGCACUGGGGCAGGUCUGGGGACUCAUGACUUGAGCAGAGCUGGGGGCUGGGGUGCAGGAAGUGAAGAGAGCUGAAGUUAAAACAGGAACUCCGAGCAGACACAGGCCCAAAGCUGUUGCAGGCUGCAAGUUCCUGAGCAAAGAGCAGCAAGUUUGCCAGCAGGAGCCUUUAAAGAUGUGGAAAGCGGUUGUGGGACAUGACGUGUCAGUGAAGGUGGAGCCUCAGGGAGACGACUGGGACACAGACCCUGAUUUUGUGAACGACAUCUCCGAGCGGGAGCAGCGCUGGGGAGCCAAAACCAUCGAGGGCUCCGGCCGCGCCGGGCACAUCGAUAUCCAUCAGCUGAGGAACAAGGUGUCAGAGGAACAUGAGGUCAUCAAGAAGAAGGAGAUGGAGACUGGCCCCAAGGCUUCCUAUGGCUAUGGAGGCAAAUUUGGAACAGAGCGGGACCGAAUGGAUAAGUGUGCAGUGGGACACGAGUACGUUGCUGAUGUUGGGAAGCACUCCUCGCAGACGGAUGCAGCCCAGGGCUUUGGGGGAAAGUUUGGAGUCCAGCGGGACCGAGCCGACAAGUCAGCAGUGGGCUUUGAAUACAAGGGUGAGGUGGAGAAACACUCGUCCCAGACAGAUUACUCCAAGGGCUUUGGUGGCCGUUACGGAGUGGAGAGGGACAAGGUGGACAAGGCGGCUGUGGGAUUUGACUACAAGAGCCAGGCAGAGAAGCACGACUCUCAGAAAGACUAUUCUGUGGGCUUUGGUGGGAAGUUUGGGGUCCAGAGGGAUCGUCAGGACAAGAAUGCCCUUGGCUGGGAUCAUCAGGAGGAAGUGCAACCCCACGCAUCCCAAACAGACUAUGCCAAGGGGUUUGGAGGCCGGUAUGGGGUCCAGAAGGAUAGAGUGGAUAAGAGUGCUGCUGGCUUUGAUGAGAUGGCAGCUCCCACCUCCUCCUACGAGAAACCAAGACCCCUGGAGGCAGGAGCUUCCAGCAGCACCAGCAGCCUGCGGUGGCAGUUUGAACACAUGGCCAGGUCGGCGGAGGAGGAGAGCAGGAGGCAGGCGGAGGAGGAGCGGCUGCGGCGACAGCCCCGGCAGUGCCCGGCACCUCGGGGACAGGAAAUCCCGCCGAGAGGGAAGGGGCACACUGGGGCAGCCCCUGCUGCUGUGCCAGCACAGGUGCCCAGGAAUGCCCAUGGAGACCGACCCGUGUCGCCAGGAGAGCAGGAGGCCAAAAGGGAGGAUGAGGAAGCACCACCCACUUUGCCACCAAGGCCAGCAGAUUUGGGUGCAGAGCUGUGCAAGGUCCCCAGCCAGGAUCAGCCCAUCUACAGUGAAAGUUUGGAUGUUGGUGGAGACUAUGAGGAGCUGCCAGAGCCCUCUGACUACUGUGACAGUACCAGUGGAGGUGCUGACUAUGAGGAGCUGCCAGCCCCACUGGGAAAGCCAGAUGCUAUCUAUGACCUUGGGGAAGAUGGAGGAGAAGACUAUGAGGUGAUCCUUCCUCAGGAGCACAGCCAGAGCCAACCCCACCCGGCCAACACGGGGGGUGUCUGUGAGUGUCUGUCUCACCUGUCCAUCCUGUGUUCUGCAGCCAACACGGGGGGUGUCUUGUGUAGGAGAAAACCCCAAAACUUCAACAAUGAGAAGUGUGAGCCAGGAAUCGUCAGUUAG